AUGUCCCCCAUAUAUGACACUCACGCGGCCGGUCGCGCGAUCCACAUCCACCCCGAGUUUCUGCUUCCCGAACUGUCGCACGCAUCGAGUGGGACUCGUAAAGAUCCCCUGCACCGAUGUGUCAAUCCGCGGCGGUUUUUACCAGCGUCGGAGCUGGAGUUGCUGCGCCGGUUCUUUCCUGCUGCGAUUGAAGCACGCGUGCUCAUUUCGGGCUUUCUCAUCGUGUUAUUUCGUAAUCGGAAGGAUAUCGAUGCAUCUUGGCUAGAAGGGUCUGUUCGUUCGUUCGGUCUGCUGCGCUUGGGACAUGAUGUCGCGAUUCAUUAUCCCACCGAGACGGUCCCCGAGAGUCGAAAUGCCGUCGCAGAUGCGCAGAAUGGCUCGGCCACGCCUUUGGGCCUCAAGCUGAAGUUUCUCGAUGACUCGGAGGGUAUCACUGUGCCAACUCAUGCUUUUGUUGACAUUGAGACACUACAGGAGAAUAUUGCACGUAAAGAAGCCAGCUGCUGA
Penicillium manginii is the source of this 507-nucleotide messenger RNA. RefSeq lists its product as uncharacterized. Bases 1 to 507 code for a protein of 168 amino acids. NCBI's taxonomy places the organism in Eukaryota, Fungi, Ascomycota, Eurotiomycetes, Eurotiales, Aspergillaceae. The transcript has a single exon. The record is from RefSeq and is a predicted model, not a curated record.